Molecule: messenger RNA, 3349 nt
Organism: Onychomys torridus (southern grasshopper mouse)
Lineage: Eukaryota; Metazoa; Chordata; Mammalia; Rodentia; Cricetidae
Gene: Dnajc14
Product: DnaJ heat shock protein family (Hsp40) member C14
Exons: 7
Coding region: 505-2613 (702 amino acids)
Molecular function (GO): dopamine receptor binding
Source: RefSeq, a predicted model, not a curated record
GGGCGCUGGCUCCUCGGCGUGCUCUGGCUGUCUGCAGACUCUGUGCGGAUUGGCGGCGGCCCUUCAUCUUCCAGUCUCAGCAGGGACGGGGAAAUACAGCCCGCAGGCCUCGGCGGAGAGCUCGCCUGCUCCCUGGCGGCAGCGCGACCCGGGUGGCCUGCGGGGCGGCCGCGGGCACUUUAAGGGGCGGGGCCGGGGCGCUCUAGCGCCGCCCCCCUGGGCGUGACGCGGCGCCAGGCGCGCUGGCUCGCGCCGCCGACCCAACCGCCUUUCUCUUCCCUUCCCGUCUUUUCCCCGGUGACCCCGGAAGUGGAAGUAGGCCGCCGCGGCGGGGACGGAAGGCGGAAGCGGAGCGUGAGCGGGAGGCGGAGCCGGGGGAGCUGCUCUCGUAGCUCCCCCUGGCCUCAGGCGCAGCUGCUCGAGGGGGAGGAGUUACCGCCGCGGUUCGGCAGUAGAACUUACCAUGAUGGCUGUGACCUGAAAUCCUCAGGAAGCCCCGGGGUCAUGGCCCAGAAGCACCCCGGAGAAGGAGGGUUGUGUGGAGCUCAUCACAGUUGUGGUGCCUCCCUCCGGACAUCGGGACCCUCUGUGGACCCUGAAAAACUUUCAUUCUCAGGACUCAGGGACUCGGCAGAGACUGCCCCUAAUGGUACACGCUGCCUCACAGAGCACUCUGGUCCUAAGUACACACAGCCCCCGAACCCAGCCCACUGGUCGGACCCAAGCCAUGGCCCUCCAAGGGGUCCAGGACCACCUAGGGAAGGAGGUUACCCUGAUGAGAGUGAAGCAUCUUCGGAAGAGUCAGGAGUGGACCAGGAACUCUCAAGAGAUAACGAGACUGGGUACCAGGAGGAUGGGAGCCCUUCUUUUCUUUCCGUUCCAUCUGCUUGUAGCUGCCAGGGGAGCCCUGGCGUCCCUGAAGGGACUUACUCUGAGGAAGGAGAUGGCUCUCCUAUCAACUUUUGCCACCAUUGUAUCUCUCCAGCCUUGGAGGAAGAGGAAGAAUUAGAAGACUUUGAUGAGGAGGAACCUCUUAAAUUUCCCAGUGAUUUGUCACGUGUGUCCAGUGGGAAGAAACCCCCAUCCCGGAGGCAGAGACACCGUUUUUUGACCAAGGAGGAUACUCGGGAUAGUGGACGCAGAGAUCCCAGGUCCCCUGGUCGUCAUCGGCUGGGCCGAAAACGAAAUCAGGCAGAUAAGCGCAGAGGCCUGGGACUGUGGGGUGUAGAGGAACUAUGUCAGCUUGGACAGGCGGGCUUCUGGUGGCUGAUUGAACUUCUGGUAUUGGUGGGAGAGUAUGUAGAAACUUGUGGCCAUCUCAUUUAUGCAUGCAGGCAGCUGAAAGGCAGUGAUCUGGACCUUUUUCGAGUUUGGGUGGGAGUCUGGGCAGGGAAAUUGGGGGGCUGGGCCCAGGUGAUGGCCCAGUUUCUAAGCCAGAGCUUCUACUGUGCGGCAGGGCUCUUCACCCGUUUUCUUAGGCUAGUGGGUGCUUUCCUACUUCUGGCUCUUGCCCUCUUUUUGGGUUGUCUACAUUUGGGCUGGCGGUUUUUGGUGGGCCUGGGUGACCGUUUAGGCUGGAGGGAUAAGACCACCUGGAUGUUCUCUUGGCUGGAUUCUCCAGCCUUGCAUCGUGGCUUGACUCUGUUUCGAGGCAGCAGGGCAUGGCAGCAGCUGGUAAGAUUAGUUCAGUGGGACUGGCUGGAGUUGCCUUGGGUCAAGCAGAGGACUAAUAAGCAAGGUAAUGCACCUGCAGCUAGUGGGCGCUACUGCCAGCCAGAAGGGGAAGUGGCCCGACUUUUGACCAUGGCUGGGCUUCCUGAGGAUGAACUAAACCCUUUCCAUGUGCUGGGGGUUGAAGCCACAGCAUCAGAUGCUGAACUAAAGAAGGCCUACAGGCAGCUAGCAGUGAUGGUUCAUCCUGAUAAAAAUCAUCAUCCCAGGGCUGAGGAGGCCUUCAAAGUUUUGCGGGCAGCUUGGGACAUUGUCAGCAACCCAGAGAGGCGGAAGGAGUAUGAGAUGAAACGAAUGGCAGAGAAUGAGCUAAGCCGGUCAGUGAAUGAGUUUCUGUCGAAGCUACAAGAUGACCUCAAGGAGGCGAUGAAUACUAUGAUGUGUAGCCGAUGCCAAGGAAAGCAUAGGAGGUUUGAAAUGGACCGGGAACCUAGGAGUGCCAGAUACUGUGCUGAGUGCAACAGGCUGCAUCCUGCUGAGGAGGGAGACUUUUGGGCAGAGUCGAGCAUGUUAGGCCUCAAGAUCACCUACUUUGCACUGAUGGAUGGCAAGGUCUAUGACAUCACAGAGUGGGCUGGAUGCCAGCGUGUGGGAAUCUCUCCAGAUACCCACAGAGUUCCUUACCACAUCUCAUUUGGUUCUCGGGUUCCUGGCACCAGUGGUCGGCAGAGGGCCACUCCAGAGGCCCCUCCUGCUGACCUGCAGGAUUUCUUGAGCCGGAUCUUUCAAGUACCCCCAGGGCAGAUGUCCAAUGGGAACUUCUUUGCAGCGCCUCAACCUGGCCCUGGGGCCACUUCGACCUCCAAGCCCAACAGUACAGUACCCAAGGGAGAAGCCAAACCUAAACGGCGGAAGAAAGUGAGGCGGCCCUUCCAACGUUGACACCCUUCUCUUCCUUCCUCAAAUCAGUGUCAGGGAGUCAAAAGGGCUGUGUACAGCACAGGAUGGAAUUUGAUUUGUUUAUUUUUAAAUACUUUAAAAAGGGAAAAAUUUAAAUUGUUCACUCAGUACUUAGAGGAAGUCCAUGACCUAUCUUCCCCUUCCCCAACACCUAGGAACUGAAUCUUGUCUUCUGACAAUACCAAAGAAAUAGGAGGUGGCUAGAGCAAAGAGCUUAGGGUCUGGACCUAGUCCAGUCAGUGUGUUCCUAAGGUGUGGGGACUGGGGAUUUCUCUGGGGUCUGUAUGCCUUUAUCUUAUCAUUUGCUCUCAGAGCAAAUGAAACACACCCCUUUUUAAAUGAGUGUAUCUUAUUUCUUAACCUAUUUCAGGGGUUCCUCCCCCUUUACCCUGAUGUACUAACUAAAAGAAAAAGCAUGUAGCCCUAAUUUUGGAGAUACAGAAUUCAGAGUGGAAACUGAAUUUUUCCUCUGACUUUUCACUUUAUGGGAAACCACCUAACUUCAGGCUUGUUGUUGCAAGGAUGGCCAAAAUUAAUUAAUUUUUAAAAAGCAGACUUAUGCCCUGUGCCCUUGGGUGAGGGGGAAGGAUAGAGGGGUUCCUAGAGGCCCCCUUGUGAGCCAAGGGUUUGUAUUUUUUUAAGUUUGUUCAUAUUUGUAUGUACAUAUCUAUUUAAAGCCAGGGGAUUAUCUUUCUAUAAAUAUAUAACUGGCAACUUA